CAGAGUUGUCGUCAAGUAUUUGUCAAAAAUUUCCAAAUCGUUUGACUAUUAUAUAUUAAGCGCCAAACGACUAUUUUUCUUGUAUUUUAUUGUAAUGGUGUAUUCCGAUAGAUCAAAUAAAGCUGUUCGGAAGGAACCUAUGGGACCCCCGCAAACGGACUGUACAGUCUCAGAGUGUUCAGCAGGGUGUUGUUCAUCUACAUGUACUGCAGAAGAAAAUUUGGACGGAACAGAACCAAAGGCGGAAGGCACAGCUCUUCCAGAAAUAGAAAUUUCUUCAUCAACAGGAAACGAGAAUGAUUUUUAUAAAAUGAAAGCCGACGUUAAAGCCAAUCACUUUACUCCUGGGAAGAUCGAGUUUAAACGAAUCAAAAACAAGGCUUGUAAAUGUUUAAGCUUGACUCCGCGCAAACAAAAGGUUUCCAAACAAAACAUUGGCAAUAAGUUGAAAUUUUCGGAAACAAAAGCUCUUAUAGAGUCACCCAAGCGAAACGUUGGAGAAAAUGCUACGUUUUUAUCUCGUUUAAAGAGUUCAUUUCUGAAGAUGAGCCAAGGGGGUGUUCAAAAAGAAAAUCAAAGCGCUCGAUCACCUUCGAAAAGAGAUCCUGAAAAAAUCGACAUCUACUACUUUGAUCAUGGUAAUGCUGCUUAUUUUCGGACCACAGAUUGUCCACCUACGAUCCUGUCGGAGUUGCUGGCUCAACAAACCACGUAUUAUGCGACCCGGUUUUGGGCCGAAAUUUUUGGAAGUCUUCAUAUUGGCGUUACCUUCUUCAUAACGUUCUUUUUACAGGCAUAUCGUUUUAUCCUUUACAGUGUUGUACGAGCCAGUAUUAUUGGCUUUUUUCAAAUGACAUCGGAUUAUUUACUGAAACCGGUUUUAACAGUUUUAUUCAAUGGAGCCAUUCAACCAGUUUUGAUUUUGGUUUAUAAUGUACUGUCAUCAUUCAAGGAUAUGCUUGAACCUAUUGCUGAUACGAUUAUGAUGUUCCUAAAUCCAGUUGCUACUUUAUUGAAAUCAAUCCGUUUAGUAGCAUUUAACAAAAAGACUAUCAUUUAUAAUGAGAAAAAGCAGGAUGGGAUUUGUGAAGACUUGGAAGCAAUUUAAGACUUUGUCUUUUUGAAUGAACCUUUAAUAAAUAGAAAAUGAAUAUCUA
Messenger RNA from Hermetia illucens (black soldier fly), 1157 nucleotides. RefSeq lists its product as uncharacterized. Lineage: Eukaryota; Metazoa; Arthropoda; Insecta; Diptera; Stratiomyidae. Bases 95 to 1108 code for a protein of 337 amino acids. The record is from RefSeq and is a predicted model, not a curated record. The transcript has a single exon.